Messenger RNA from Paramecium sonneborni, 1342 nucleotides. The record is from the annotation of a GenBank genome assembly. Lineage: Eukaryota; Ciliophora; Oligohymenophorea; Peniculida; Parameciidae.
AAAUAUAAAAUAAAAUGAUGAUUAUAAUGCCAACCUACAAAAAUAAUUUGGAAGUGUUAAUAAAGCAAGAUUUGAAAUAAGGUAUGGGUUUAAUCGAUCAUGAAUAAACAGAGAGUUUUCAUGUAUGGAAGUUUCGUGGUGGUUCGACAAAUAUUUAUGAAGAAAGUAUAAUCUCUUCAUAUAGACAGAUUCAGUUUAUUAUGAGAGUAAUGAUAAUUAGCCUAACAAAAAGUAUCUAGUUAAGGUGAAUAAAUAAGGUAAAUAAUUUGUUUGAAAGAGUAAAAAUAGGAAAUCAAUAUGAAAUCAUGUUAGUUUAACCAACAUUUAUUGUAGUUAAGGAUAUUAAAUCAGUAAGUGGAUCAGAAUAUCCGAUCAUGGCUAAUUCAAUAAUACGUUUAGGAAGAGUGUAUAUAUAUUAAUGAUAUCUGUUAGUGAAUAUAGAGUGAUUGAAGAGCGUAAUAAAUAGAUGUAAAUAACAUAUGCAGAAGUAAAGAAUUAGGAAUCAUUAUAAUAAAAUGAUAUUAAUAAGAUAUAUUAAUGCAGAUUCUGUUUUAUGGAAGGCAAAUAGAGUAGAGAUUAAUUGUUUCUAACUAAUAUUUGCAGAUGUGUAGGAAAUAGUUAGGCUGUACAUUUAGAAUGUAUGAGAUAUUGGGUAGAUUCUAAUAUUACACGUGAAGAGACACAAUUUGGAUUAUCUUUAAAAUGGUAAAUCAACAUAUCAUUAUACAUAGGAAUAAAUAACAUGAAUGUUCUAUUUGCAAAUAAACUUUACCAGUAAGAGUUCAGUAUGAGAAUGAGUAUUUCGAUCUAUUCACUCUUGAAAGACCAUAAUUCUAAUACAUCUUAAUUGAAGUAAUACAAUUUUAGCAUAAUCAAAUUAAGAAUGUCAAUAAGGAAAAGAAUGUCUUUGGUGAGAUCUAUCUGAUACAUGCUCUCUUAUAAGACAAUAUAAAACUAGUAAUUCUUUGAUCAGCUAUCAAAAAGGGCAGAGGUUUAUAAUGUGACAUCAAAGUCCAAGAUAUAACAGUGUCUCGACAUCAUGCCACAAUCAAAUUAUCAUAAGACAACUUUGUCAUCGAGGACAAUAAGAGUAAAUUUGGAACCUUAGUUUCAAUUAAUAAAAUCUGUUAUCUUGAUUGUAUUUCUUGCACUCUUCAAAUUGGCAAAUUAUUAAUCAAUCUUAUUCAAACAGAUUAUAUUCAUAAAGGUAUAUAAAUCAUCUCUCAUUUAAGGAGCACCAUCAACUCAACACAAAUUGACUCAACUACCAUAAAUUAGUAAACAAUUAGAAGAAGAUGAACCAUAAAUGGAUGAUGACUCAUUUCAAUUAGAAAAUUAAUGA